AAGCGCACCGAAUGAACAACGACGACUCUUCAAGUAAUAACAAUAACAAUGGACAGUUCUUUAAGACUUAUAGAAAGAGUGGUUACAGAUUAUUUGACCAACCCAGAGAUGAUCAAAUGUGUACACAGUGACGAAGGCAGUUCAUUUUUUAGAGAUGCUACGUCUCUUCUUCAUGAGCUUGAGUUUAAGGAUCCUUUAGCUGAAUACAUUGUAAGUGCAGCCCACAGGUAUGGAAAGCAACAUGGGUUCUGUUCCUCUGAUACCGGCCUGUACUUUGUCUGCAUGUUUGUCCAUAUCUGCAAGAAACUUCAACAACAGGGUAUUCCAGUGGAUAUCACCAUUUCUGAAAUCCAGCGCAUUUUCCAAAAUGUCCAAGCAAACUCUCAGAUGAAGACUGUAACAGUACAGGAAGCAGUACUGUUGUUGCAAGAACUGAACACAAGUGCUCAUUUGACAGAUAAAGAUAAGAAUUUUGACAGUGUUUCAAAAGUUGUGAAAACAAGAGAUUCAGAUGCUCUGUAUGGAGAGAAUGCUUUAACAAAAAAUUGUGACAAUUUAAAAUCAAAUUAUUUUGUUCCUGCAGUUGAGGACAGAAAAGAAAGUAAAUGGAACAUGGUUGAGCUUGCCACGAGUUCAACUUGUAACAUGGAGGUUAAGGCAGCAGAAAGUAAUAUAUCAGUGGACAAUCAUUAUGGUGAAUCCAGUAAUAAUGAUAAAGGAUAUACGGAUGAGUUUGAGGAUGGGAAUGAGGAUGAUUUGAUCAAAGAACUUGAACAGUUACAGACAGAUAUUGCGAAUGAUUUAGAAAGAGUGAAACUAUUUCAGAGUUUGUCACAAAGAAGGCUACCAUAUGAUAAUGCAUUGAGAACACAAGAUGAUGAUAGUGAGUUUGAAGACUGUUUUUACCAAAUAAAUAAAAUAAACAGUGAUUCAGAUGUAACAGAAGUAUCCAAGUUAAAUACACUGUCUGAAACUGUGAAGAAUGCAUUGAGUGAUAAGGAAGAAGCGGAUGAGUGGAUAGAAGUCAAUAUCAAAUUUGCAAGAAGUUCCUAUGGCGAGAAUAUUUCUAAAAAUGUAACAAACCUUGUUGGAAAAUGUGAAAACCUAGGAGGAAAAUGUGAAAACCUAGGAAGAAAAUGUGAAAGCAAGGCCUGUGAAACAACAGGUUUAUUCAGAAGUGUUCAUGAAAUGGAUUUGGCUCAAGUUAAUGAGCUGUUGCAAAGUGUUUCAGAGAAACAGACCAAGUUUUCAUCAAAACUGUCUAUUUUAAGCAGGCACAUCAAUACAAAUGAAGCUAUAAGUGUCAGUGAAAAAAACGACGUUACUGAUGAUGCAAAUGAUAAAGCCAAAUCUGGUACAAGUAAUAUAACUGCAGAUAGAAGGAUCAACACUUUUUAUAACCAAUCUGUAAACAAUAAUGAUGGUGCUUAUGGUGUUCAUGUUAUUGGAUGUGAAAAUUCAAAAUAUGAGAGCAUUUCAAAUGUUAGAACAAAUAGCAAUAAAGGCAAAGCUGUGUCUGAAGGAGGAAAGAUAAAUGAUGCAAAACAAAAGUUAGAAGAAGGAAAGAUAGAUGGUGCGAAACAACAUUUUGAACAAGGAAAGACAAUUGAUGCAAAACAAAAGUUUGGAGAAAUAAAGAUAAAUGAUGCCAAUAAAAAGACUGGAAAAGGAAAGAUGAAUGAUGCAAAACAAAACAUAAGUGAAGGAAAUAUAAAUGAUGCAAAAACGGAUUGCGGAAGAAAAUCGUUGACAGACAGAGGAAGGACAAAAUGGUUAACCGAUAGAGAAAGUAUCUUGUUGUUAGUGAGAGGGAUACUUGGAAGUGAACGGGAAGAUUUUGUUAAUGUAGUGACUGACAUAGUUGAAGUGCAAAAUGUUCAAGACACACAUGAAGGCAACACAACUUUAAGGUUUGACAUAGCCCAGGUGCAGUUGUACUGUGUGAAUGGAGUAGGUCAGAAACCCAUGUUAGUCAAUGGCCUUGUAAUUAAAACUACAUCAGAUGUGGUGGACUCGGUGUUGCAUUACCCAGGAAAACACUACAGCACAUUGCUUGUCAAUGCAGACAUCACCAUGUCAUACAGACACAAAGGCUACAAUCCACUGAAAGUCAAACAGACCAUGACCUCUCAACAGUAUAUGGAGGGCUGCAAUGCGUCUGAUGCAUGGCUUGACAGUGUGCUUCAUUUGCUGAAACAGUUGAACAUAAACCUGCUGCUAGUGAAGGGUGGAGUGUCACCUGCUGUACAGCACGCCUGUGAAGCUUCUGGCAUUCUCAUCAUCAGCAGGGUCCCAUACCAACUCCUGGAGCAAAUAUCUUCCUCAGCACAAGUGGACCUGUUGACAUAUGUACCUCUAGCAACUCAGACCCAUGUUUGCUGUAACCUCACACUUUCCACAUUGGCCUCCCACAGGUCAGGCAGUGUACAAAUGAACGGCCAGUCUCAGUGGGAAGUUGUGUUAAAUACACUGGAUGCACUAUUUCAGACAGUUGUUGUAGCUGGUGUCUCAUCAGUGUUUUGUAACCUCCGCAAACAGGAAGUGUUGAACUGUCUGCACCAGGUGACCUCUGUGUUGAACAGCAGUGACCUUCUGAUUGGGGAGGGCAGCUUUGAGAUGACAUGUAUCGAGACUUGUGAAUGGAAAAUAGACAAAGGUGAGAUACUGAUCAGUACAGAUGAUGAAAUGGGUGUGGCAAGUGUGCUGAUAGCUCGGGAACUCAGGGACUGUCUACUGACAUGGGUCAGUCUACCAGCCUGCGCCUCUUGUCAAAUACAAAGCCUGAGUAGGAGGAUGGACAUGCAUCAUUGGGCUUUGAACUUAACAAAAAUUGCACUGAAGACAGACAGUGUUGUUGUGACCGGUCUGAAUGGAAUGGAAAUGCCAAACUUAUAAUAUCUAUAGAGCAUAGAAUAAAUAGUCUCAUUUAUCAUUGUGUUUUUUAACACAGUGUACAUACCUUUUUGAAAACUGGAAAAUUUUGCUUGUAUAACAAUAUUAAAUUGUAUGUGGGGA
This is a messenger RNA of Dreissena polymorpha, 3015 nucleotides long. RefSeq lists its product as uncharacterized. Bases 49 to 2895 code for a protein of 948 amino acids. Gene Ontology annotation, molecular function: ATP binding. Gene Ontology annotation, biological process: chaperone-mediated protein complex assembly; photoreceptor cell maintenance. Lineage: Eukaryota; Metazoa; Mollusca; Bivalvia; Myida; Dreissenidae. The record is from RefSeq and is a predicted model, not a curated record. The transcript is spliced from 11 exons.